This is a messenger RNA of Cryptomeria japonica (Japanese cedar), 1197 nucleotides long. RefSeq lists its product as uncharacterized. The record is from RefSeq and is a predicted model, not a curated record. Bases 1 to 1197 code for a protein of 398 amino acids. NCBI's taxonomy places the organism in Eukaryota, Viridiplantae, Streptophyta, Pinopsida, Cupressales, Cupressaceae. The transcript has 2 exons.
AUGGAAUUAAUACUUGUUAUCGAUGCACAACAGAAAAAAAACGGGCACCGCUACUCAAAUUGGAACAACAUGGACCCUGGUGAACAACCUCGAUGUUUGCAAAUACUAACUCAAGUUGAGGAGAUGUUGAUAACAAGGAUUAGCCAUGUCCUUCAAGUUACCUAUGCAAGAGGAGGCCAACUAAAAUAUAGUGGCCACACUAUUUGUUUUCCUCAAGAUAUUUCUUCAAUUGCAUCCCACUUGCCCGGACGUAUAGAUGGACUGGACAUGAUAAUAGUAAACAAGGUAGACACUGGCCAACAACAAUACAACUUCUAUGUUAGUAGAGGACGUGUCCAUGAGGCAUUACAAUAUAAGAUUUCAUAUGACCCAUACUACAAAGAUGUAGAAUUAGAUGAAUUAGCAUUAGCAUCUUUACCCAUAAACCCCACCAAUAUAUCUGACCUGCUAUAUGCAACAACUUCAUAUCCUGAUCCCAUUGAUCUAAGUUCCAUGCAAGAAGAUGUUACAGAGGAUGAUCCAUUGAUAGAGAACUUGCAAAUGACAAAUUCAUUUGUGGCAAAUCUUCCACCUGCACGGCGUGAGAUCGAAGAAAUGCGCUCUUUACUACAACUAGAGAAAGGACACCCAACUCCUAUAGUUCAAUGGCCACCCAUUUCCCCAUCUCCUAUAAAUGAAUACACUACCGAAGGAUUAUACCAUGAUAAUAGGUUUGGUCAGCACCCAAGGUUUAGGUACUUCAUAUUGAAUAUACUUAUGCGUCAUAGAAGUCAAGCCACCACAUCUAUAUUUUUCCACAAACAACUUGAUGAUUCAAUGCCUAUAACAAUUUCUGACCUUCGUCACAAAUUAAAGGACUUGCCUGAUGACAAACUUGCAGAUCAACUAAUGUGCUUUACCUUGUCAAAUCGUGGAACAAAACCAUUUUGGAAUCAACGUAGAGGGGAACUUAUAGACAUGGUCAUCCAAAUUGGUUGUCCAACUCUAUUUUUUACACUCAGUGCAGCUGAUACAAAAUGGCCCGACUUGCAUGAUAUCAUGCCAUCCACCACACAUACAAAUCCAUAUGCAACAGCUAGGUGGAGGUUACAAAAUAUAGUUCAAAAUCCACACCUUACUGCAAUGUACAUGCAUCACAGGUUUACUGCAUUUCGUGAAGAAGUGUUGGAAAAACUUCUUGGUGCAAAUGACUACUAG